AGAUAUACGUUUGGACCGGGGUUAAAAGAAUCAUCCCCUCUCUAAAACCAUCGUGGAAAAUCGCGCUCGUUCCCGGGAAGUAGCCGGCGUGUCGGUGCGCGCGAAGCGUGUCGCGAGCGAGCGCUGUAACGCGACGGAAUUAACGCGAGAGCUAACAGGAGCACCACUACCUCGUGCAUCAGUAGAUCGCUCUUCGGAGAGGAGAGACACGCGGGAGCCGGAAGGGCAGCACCAGCAACAGCAGCAGCGGUAUCCAGCGACAGCAGCGGCAACCGGAAGGGCAGCAAAAGAGAGAGAGAAAGAGAGAGAGAGAGAGGAGGAGGAGGAGGAGGAAGAAGAGGAAACGUACGGGCAGUAAAUACGAGAGAAAGGUCUCUCGGCCGCGACCUUUGACCCACCGCGACCUACCACGAGCUCACCACGAGCCCUUGACGUUUGAGCCCGGGCCGAGGAUAGUUCGUCAGGAUUCAUCAUUAGGAUCUUCGAUCUGACAGCCGGACUGGGGGAGGUGCAGUGCGACUGGAAAAUUGCAACAGGAGAGGACGGACGGAAUCGCCCCCCCGUGAUUCGAGAAGGACUCUCGUCACCGACGAUUCUCCGUCCACACCCGCGUCUCUCUCUCUCUUUCUCUUCCUCGCCGUUUCGUGCGUCGCGGAAGCGUGCGUUUUUACCUAAACUUGCUAACGGUCCUGCCUGAUCGUCGCGUGUGCGAGCUCCAGAAUUACGUGAAAGACACUCUGAUCCUCGCGUUUAAGGACAGUUCGAGUACCGAGCGAGAUCUCCGAUUUUCUUGCUCGAUCGCGUAGUCUUUCGCCUCUCUUUUUUUUUCUUUCCAUCCAUCUUCGACUCUCGCUCGUCAAGGGCGUCGUCUUUGUCGCCGUAGUCUCCUCGUUGCAGCGACAUGGGCGGAUGUACUUCGAAGGAUACCACGUCGGGCGACGAUAAAAAGAGUAACAACAUGGUGGACGCAGCGGUUCUGGACAAACUGGAGUCCGGCUUUGCGAAGUUGGCUGAGUCCGAUAGCAAAUCGUUGCUGAAGAAAUAUUUGACCAAAGAAGUCUUCGAUCAACUCAAGACCAGAAAGACCUCAUUUGGUUCUACUCUUUUGGACGUUAUUCAAUCUGGUUUGGAGAAUCAUGAUUCUGGCGUUGGUAUCUACGCGCCCGACGCCGAGGCAUACACCGUCUUCGCUGAGAUCUUCGAUCCCAUCAUCGACGACUAUCAUGGCGGCUUCAAGAAGUCCGACAAGCAUCCGCCCAAGGACUUCGGUGACGUCGACUACUUUGGCAAUCUCGAUCCCACCGGUGAAUAUAUUGUGUCGACUCGCGUGCGAUGCGGCCGCUCCUUAGAUGGAUAUCCGUUCAACCCGUGUCUGACGGAGGCGCAGUAUAAGGAGAUGGAAGAGAAGGUAUCCAGCACGCUGUCAGGCCUCGCCGGAGAACUGAAGGGUACUUUCUACCCGCUUACCGGCAUGAGCAAGGAAGUGCAGCAGAAGCUGAUCGACGAUCAUUUCCUCUUCAAGGAGGGCGAUCGUUUCCUUCAAGCAGCGAACGCAUGCCGUUUCUGGCCCACCGGACGUGGCAUCUUCCAUAAUGACGACAAGACUUUCCUGGUCUGGUGCAACGAAGAAGACCAUCUUCGCAUCAUCUCUAUGCAGAUGGGUGGUGAUCUUGGACAGGUAUACCGACGCUUAGUGACAGCGGUGAACGAGAUCGAGAAGCGGCUGCCAUUCUCGCACAACGAUCGCUUUGGCUUCCUGACGUUCUGCCCGACGAAUCUGGGUACGACGGUGCGUGCCUCGGUGCACAUCAAAGUGCCGAAACUCGCGGCAAACAUGGCCAAGCUCGAGGAGGUAGCAGCCAAGUACAAUCUACAGGUGCGCGGUACUCGUGGCGAGCACACCGAGGCCGAAGGCGGCAUCUACGACAUCUCUAAUAAGCGCCGUCUCGGUUUGACCGAGUACCAGGCUGUGAAGGAGAUGAAUGAUGGCAUCGCUGAGCUCAUCAAAAUCGAAGCCAGCCUCUAA
Trachymyrmex cornetzi is the source of this 2026-nucleotide messenger RNA. RefSeq names its product Arginine kinase 1 (gene Argk1). The transcript is spliced from 4 exons. NCBI's taxonomy places the organism in Eukaryota, Metazoa, Arthropoda, Insecta, Hymenoptera, Formicidae. Gene Ontology annotation, molecular function: creatine kinase activity. Gene Ontology annotation, biological process: phosphocreatine biosynthetic process. Bases 902 to 2026 code for a protein of 374 amino acids. The record is from RefSeq and is a predicted model, not a curated record.